Molecule: messenger RNA, 399 nt
Organism: Impatiens glandulifera
Lineage: Eukaryota; Viridiplantae; Streptophyta; Magnoliopsida; Ericales; Balsaminaceae
Exons: 1
Coding region: 1-399 (132 amino acids)
Source: RefSeq, a predicted model, not a curated record
AUGACCAAGGAGCAGUUGAUAGCAAUGCAAAGGCAGAACGCAGAGGUCUAUGAUGGGGACUCGAUGGAGUUAAGGCGAAAAUCAAGGGAGUUCCUUGAGCGGUUGCAAAUGCCGAUAGGGCUUCUCCCAAUGGACAACAUGGAAGAGUUGGGGUUCAAUGAGUCCACGGGUUUCAUUUGGAUGCGACAAAAGAAGCCCACCUACUACAAGUUUCGUCAAAUCGGACAACUCGUCCGGUUCGACACUGAGAUCACUGCCUUUUUGGAGGAUCGACGAAUGCGGGCAAUUACUGGGGUCAAGGGAAGAGAAUUCUUGGUGUGGAUCCCCGUUAAUGAGAUCCAGAUGGAAAACAUACCCGACCCAAAGAAUAUCACGUUUUGUACCCCUGUUGGAAUAUAA